Molecule: messenger RNA, 9616 nt
Organism: Petromyzon marinus (sea lamprey)
Lineage: Eukaryota; Metazoa; Chordata; Hyperoartia; Petromyzontiformes; Petromyzontidae
Gene: ATG2B
Product: autophagy related 2B
Biological process (GO): reticulophagy; autophagy of mitochondrion; autophagy of peroxisome
Cellular component (GO): phagophore assembly site; phagophore
Molecular function (GO): phosphatidylinositol-3-phosphate binding; protein-membrane adaptor activity
Source: RefSeq, a predicted model, not a curated record
UGACGUCUUUAGUGGGGGGUUGUUCAUGUGACGUCACUCGCUGUUGACUGCUCGAGCCCAACGCCGUGGGGCUUGAACCCCAACAACAACAAGAACGCCGCAGCCGCCAGCCGUCACAAGCAGCAUCGCGGAGGAGAGAACAGCGACUACGACGACGACAAAAACAACCACCACCGCGACGAGCAGGGCAGAGAACACGGCGGCCGCAAAGAGGCGAGGCUUGUGGGGAGAGCAGCCAUGCCGUGGUACUUCCCGUGGCCGGAUUCGAUCAAAAAGCGCGCGUGCCGCUACCUCCUGCAGCUCUACGUGGGCCACCUCCUUGAGGAGAAGCUCACGCUGCAGCAGCUCAGCGUGGACCUCUACGGCGGCACGGGCGCCCUGCGCCACGUCGCGCUCGACGUGUGGUCCCUUAAUGAGAUGCUGGACUCGGUGAAUGCUCCCCUGGAGAUCACCGAUGGCUACAUCGAAUCCAUCUCCGUGUCCAUCCCCUGGUCGGCCCUGCUGCUUGAGAACUCCACAGUGGAGGUGCGGGGUUUGCGCCUCACACUCAGGCCCAAGGCACCCACCGUAUCGGUGGUGGAGUCUCUCUACUGGUCCACGUGCAUGACCAGCAGCAUGCAGCUGGCGCAGGAGUGCCUGAAGCAGCAGCCGGGAGACGACCAGCCAGACUGCGCCACACAGCAGUUUGAGGGCCUUGAGGUCUUCGCUCAGACCAUUGACACCGUGCUGCGACGAGUCAAGUUGGCCUUCCUCGACACGGUGGUGCGCGUGGAGCACGUGAGGGAGAACGCCAAGAGCGGCGUCGCGCUCGAGCUGCGCAUCAAACGCAUGGAUUACUGCGACGAGGCGGCAUGCGAGGAGGUGGGGGACCUGGGCUCCGGCGGCGUGCUGGGCGAGCACAUCGACCUGCACCACCCGGCCGCCUUCGCGCGCAAGACGCUGCGCCUCGUGGACGUCGACGUCUUCUGCCAGGAGAUCCCGGCGGAAGCCCGGACGCCGCCCCGCACGCCGCCCUCGCACCAGGACACGGAGCCCAAGCUGUCGCCGUCGUGGAACCCGCGCAUCGUGUCCGAGCCACACCCGCAGUUCUCGCUGUCUCCCACGGGGAGCGCGGCAGGGCUACGCAGCGAGCCCGUGGACGACGACGCCGCCGCCCCCCUCAUCACGCCGCCGCCACCCCUGCAGGUGGCGAGCUGCGCCGGCGCGGUGGAGGUCAACGUUCAGCUGAAGCAGAACGAGGCUCUGCCUGGGCCGAAGCUGGAGGUGAAGGCGAGCAUGGGCUCGCUGAACGUGUUCGCGUCCCCAAGGCAAGGCCACCUGCUGCUCGACCUCUUCUACGUGCUCUGGGGCCCAGAUGGCGGCUGCCUGCGGGAGACGCUUGGCAGGAGCCGCCCCAUGCAGUCGGUGGACAUGCGCCGCAUCGAGUCCCAGCUGCACCGGCAGUUGGCGGAGCGGCAAGGGGAGCACGUGGGGCGGCACGUGGGGCGCGGGGGUGCUCAGGACGACGCAGCCGGCCUCACUCACAGGAUGGCGCCGGCGUGUAGGGAGGAUGAGUUUUUCUCGAUGGCGGACAUGUCGGGCAGUGUGGGGUCCCUGCCUCCACUCGGGGAGCCCCCCGAGGUCGACCUGGACACGUCCUUCAGCAGCAGCACCAGCGGAGGCCGGCAGUGGGGGGUGGCGCAGCAGCCGCUGAGGGUCCGCGACGGAGACACGAGGCACAGCACACCGCACAGCAGCGUGCCCCUGACAGACGACCAGUCCCUCAAGCCUGAGCUGGUGCUGCACCUGGAGCUGAGCAGCGCCUCGGCCACGGUGCUGCACAUUGACCCGCUGCCCAACACCGUGGGCGGGGACCAGGGCGCGGGGGGAGAGGGGUUGGGGGAUGGUGCCCUCCAACCCCCCGAGGGCCCUCUCGCCGCCAUGUCGCGCCAGUUCUUCCGGGAGAUGGAGGAGUUCGGCGGGAAAGACUUUGCGCAGCUGAGAGAAAAGUUUGCAAAGGCGUGCCCGCAUGACCACUUCAGGCUGGUGGGCACUUCGGUGCGCACGACGGUGAAGCAGCACGUGGGCGUGGCGGGGCGGCAGCAGGAGGCCAAGGUGUCGGUGGGCUCACUCGAGGUGCUGGAGUGUCUGUUUGAGACGCAGGACCCGGCCAGCCUACUGGUGAACAUCAACGAGCCGCAGUACACCGAGGUGCUGGCGUUUGAGUAUGGGGAUGAGGGACUAGAGCAAGGGGGGUCUGAACCAUCCCCUUGCCUGCGCGUAUUGUACAAUAGCCUGCAGCAGACGUCCGUGCAGGGUGGGCGGGCCAGAGGCUCCACCCCAGCUCCCAAGGCGACCCUCACGGUCGACCUGGGCCGUGCGAAGUGUGAAUUCGACAUCAGUGUCGUCGACCGAUUGAGCUCCGUGCUGCACCCGCAGCCCACACAGAGCGGGGAGACAAUGAGCUCUCACAUGUACAUGUCCUACAACCCAUUGACCAGCAUGACGCGCGCCUUCACGCAGGUGCUGAUGGACGACGAGGCCUCCGCGGCCGCCGAGCGGCGCACGACGCUGGUGGCUCGUGCCCCGUCUCUCCGUCUCGCCGUGCGCUUCCCCAUCCCGGACCUACGGCCGCUGCAGGAGCGGGGGCCGUGGUUCCGCAAGUCGCUGCGGCCCGAGGUGCUGCGCAUCGACCUCACCGAGCUGGACCUGCAAGCAGAGCUGGGCGGCGGCGCGGCCGUGGGGGUCGGCUCUGCCGACCGGCGGCACUAUCACCUGCAGUUCCGCGAGCUGCACGGCUUGUUUGAGGAGGGUGGAAUGCGCCCGCCGGUCCCGUUCCUACGCGUGUCCCCUCCAGAGGCCGACCUCAACUCAAGCUCAGAGCACGCGCGCUUUGACUGGCCACGGGUGGUGCUGAGCGUGAACUCGCAGGCGGAGCGCUCCGUGCUGGAGCCGACUCUGGAUAUGGCCGACGAGCCCCCGCAGGGUUCCCUGGAUGAUGCCUGCACCCUCAACGGCUCCGCUGAGCCGUCACCGUUCUCCUCGCGCCGCGUCAUGUUCGAUAACGAGGAGAUGGUGAUGCCGGGGGAUGCUGCGGAAAUGCUGGAGUUCCAGGAGAAGGCGAUGGGUGACUCUCACUUCGUGCUGGAGCUCACGCUGCCCAACCUCAACGUGAUGCUGCCCAGCAAAGCAUUCUACGAGCGCCUCUACAACCGCAUCAACAACAACCUGCUGCUGUGGGAGCCGGCGGCGCCGCUGCCGUUGGAGACGGUGGAGAGCGCGGUGCUGGGCCCCGGCGGGGGUGGCCCGCCGGGCCUGUCAGUGGCGAGCCAGCUCAUCAGCUCCUCCUUCAAUCACGACGCGUUCCUGCUCUGCAAGUCGGGCAUGCACGACGGUGACUCGGAGUCGGGCUCCGAGGACGACGAUGACCUGGGGGGGUUUAUGGGGGGGGGCGAUGCCACGUGGCGUCACCCGCGACGGAGGAGAGCGGGCGGCAUGGGUGGCCUGGGCCUCGUGGAUGCCGGCGGAGCAGUGGGACCAGGAGGAGGUGGAGGAGGCGGCGGCGGUGGUCGUCGCAAGCAGAGUUUAUUCUCCAUGCUCGUCAACAUCGGCCGCGGGCGUGUCACGGCACACACCGCCACCAAGGACGAGGAGGGCCGUGUGGCGUGUGGCCGGCACGGCGAGGUGAGCGUGGACGUGGAGGGCACCAGCGUGUUCAGCGUGGUGCAGCACGCCGGCCGGCCCGACUUGCGCUACGUGUGCAUGCAGGCCAACCGCGUGGGCCUGCAUCACCGUGCCAGCGUAGAGAAUACCCAAAACCCCCCUCGCGGCAGAAUGGAAGCCGCCCCACGCUCCCCACCUCCAGGCAUGGAGCAGACCAUCUACCGCUCAGAGGAGGGGGUGUUGGGGCGCGCCACAGGACCAGUGGGCACUGGCGGUGACUCUCUGAACAUGCUGGCCCUGGCCAUCAAGAUCAGCGCUGACCCCAAUAUGGAGAAGCUGAAGGAGUUCUUGGUAGCCGUGGGGCUGCGUGGAGCCACUCUGCGCUACCGUCCGUCGCUCGCCGGGCAGAGCUGGCACGAGCAGGUGCUGGACUUCCUGGACGUGCGGGAUGAGACGGUGCUGGGCUACUCGGCACCCGACGUCAUCACGGUGCUGCACGCGCACUUGUGGAGUUGCGCUGUGGACUACAGGCCCCAGUACCUUCCUCUCCGGGCGAUGAUCACGGCUGAGACGUUUAGCGUUUCCAGCAACAUCAUCGUCGACACAUCUACCUCGUUACUACGGUUCAUCAUCGACGACUCGGCGCUCUACCUCUCGGAAAAGAUCAACGCCUCCUCUGUGGACCUCCGAAAAAACUACGUGUGCGUGCUGGACAUGGGCCUCCUGGAGCUCCAGAUCACCACCAGGAGCCCCUCCAAGGACUCCGCCACCAUGACGCAGCCCAAGUUCGAGCUGUGCUGCUCCAACGACAUCAUCCACGUGCGCACGUGCGCCGACUCGUGCGCCGCUCUCAUGAGGCUCAUCCAGUAUUUCGCCGGCGACGGGGACCUCGCCCCCCCACAGCGGCUGGAAGACCCCUCCGACCGGGCCCCCUCAAGCCUGGACAGCCAAAGCCCUGUCGCAGCUCCAUGCGCCGCUGCGCCUGAUUCUGAUCGAUCGUCUCUCAGUGACCUCAUGGUCGAUGCCAUGGAGGAGUCAGAGCCAGCAGGGUCUCCCCCCAACGUCCACACAAACGGCUUCGACGACUCGACGCAGCCGCAGUCGGGCGAGGAGCCGGUGUCCGACCUCUUCCUCUUCCCGGACGAGAACGGCUCGGCGGCAUCGCGGGCCGCCGGCGGCGGUGCCGCCCCCCCCACAGCGGGGCGACCGUCGCACGCGCGGCCAUCGCACAAGAAGACCCCGCUCGCUCGUCGCGCCGGCCCCGGCCUCGCCCCUCCCGCUCCCGCGCUCGGAUUCGCAUUUGGGUCCGGGUCGCCGACGCAGACCACUGGCGCUUCGGCGGCGGCGGCCACCCCCUCCUCCUCGUCGUCCUCGUGCUGCUCCUCGUCAUCCGCGUCACCCGUACCGCCCCCUCGCGUCAGGGCUCGGCCGCCCCCAGUGGUCGGCCUGACGGAAACGGGACGCGGCGGUGGCGGCGGUAGCAGUGGCGCCAGGAGGGACGAGGGCAGAGAUGAUGACGGAGCCGCGGCCGGUGGCGGCGAUGGAGAUGACGGCGGCGAUGGAGACGGUGACGAUGAUGACGACCUCCCGGACGAUGACGAGUUCUGCAUCCUGGAGGCCCCAGGGAUUGGGAUUCCGGCGCGCGACGGCGAGCCCGUGGUGAAGCGGCUCGUGGAGGACACCAUCGAGCUGCGGGACGAACAUUUCUCACGGCCGCUGGGCCGUGCGGACGUGCUGCGGCCGCCCGCGCGCUUCCCCGUCCCGCUGGCGCGCUACACGCUGCGCGAGGUCUCCGUCACGUGGCACCUCUACGGCGGGCGUGACUUCGGGCCCGCGCUCUCCUACUCCACGGCAGUGCACGCGUACGGACACAAGACGGGGGGCGGCAUUCCGAGCCCGCGGGGCUCUCCGCACCGCGCCCCCUCGGGGUCCAAGCCCCCCCGCUCAUCGUGGCAGACCCACGGGGGCCCUGCACGCAACCACGACGUGCUCAUGGAGGUGCAGCUCAACAAGGUUCGGUUCCAGCACGAGGUGUACUCCGAGCCGCUCUCUGGCAUCCAGCAGCUGGGUGGUGAAGGUGGUGGUGGCGGUGGUGGCAGAACUGCUGCUGCUGCUGCUGCAGGAGGCGGUAGCUGCCCCGUGUCGGCAGCGCCGGACCAGCCCGUGUCUCGCCAGGUUUUCAUCGUGCAGGACCUGGAGGUCCGGGACCGCCUCGCCUCCUCGCAGAUCAACAAGUUCCUUUACCUCUACACCAGCGAGAAGAUGCCACGCAAGACACACGCCAACAUGCUGACUCUGAAAGCUCUUCACCUGCGCCCAGAGAGCGGCCUCGCCACGCAGGAGUGCUGCCUCAGGGUGUCCCUCAUGCCCCUACGUCUCAACAUCGACCAGGAUGCUCUCUUCUUCCUCAAGGACUUCGCGUCGAGCGUUUCGGCCGCCGUGGAGCCGCCCACGCCCGACAACGCCGCCGACGGCCGCAGGUCCCCGGCGGCGGACGGAGGGACGAGCCCCGCGCGGCACCCGUCCCAGCCGGCGCCCGUCAUGACGUACCCAGCGCAACCGUUCGCCCCCUCGACGCUCGGCCCCAUGCCGCUCACGGACGCCCCGGCCUUCAGCGCCCCCGCUGGCGGGACUCCCUCGGAGGGCACUCCCGGUGAUGGUGGGGGGGGCGCCCCUCCCGGAGAGCUUCCCAUCUUCUUCAGGGAGUUUCGCUUUACUUCAGAAGUGCUGAUUCGCCUCGAUUACCACGGCAAGCACGUGACUAUGGAGCAGGGAACAUUUGCGGGAAUCCUCAUCGGGCUCGCUCAGCUCAACAACUCGGAGCUGAAACUGAAACAGCUCUGCUACCGGCACGGGUUGCUGGGUGUGGAGCGUCUUGUGGCCUACGCAGCGAGCGAAUGGGUCAACGACAUCCGCAAGAAUCAGCUGCCCGGCAUCCUCGGAGGCGUGGGGCCCAUGCACUCACUCGUGCAGCUGGUGCAAGGCAUGAAGGACCUCGUGUGGCUGCCCAUCGAGCAGUACCGCAAGGACGGCCGCAUCGUGCGCGGCAUCCAGCGCGGAGCCGCCUCCUUCGGCACCUCCACCGCCAUGGCCGCCCUGGAGCUCACCAACCGCCUCGUGCAGACCGUACAGGCGGCUGCCGAGACGGCCUACGACAUGCUGUCCCCGGGGCCCAGCGUAGCCCGCAGGCCCAUCGCGGGGGCCCCCACAUUCCCCCAGCAUCGCGUCGCUCAGCCGCCCGCCGACCUGCGCGAGGGCGUCGCUAAGGCCUACGACGUCGUCAGGGAGGGGGUGACGGACACCGCGCAGACGCUCUACAUGGUAUGCGCGCGGGAGCACGAGCAGAAGGGCGUAACGGGCGCCGUGGGUGGCGUCCUGCGGCAGAUCCCGCCCACCGUGGUGAAGCCGCUAAUCGUGGCGAGCGAGGCCACCGCCAAUGUGCUGGGCGGCAUGCGCAACCAGAUCCAGCCCGACGCGCGGCGCGAGCACUCGCAGAAGUGGCGGCAUGGGGAUGACUAGCGGCGGCGGCGGGCGCGGGACGGCCUUGCGGGUGCGGGGGGUGGCGAGGGGGGGUGGCGACUCGCGGGGCAGGGACCAGCAGGCGCAACCAGUGGUGAAUACGGAGGGACGAGUAGUUGGGAUGCCGCCAGGCACGACCGGUGGGAUGACGAGGAGAGGCGCAGGAACGACUGGGGGUGACCUGCUCAAUCUCCAUCGGCUCGCCGCAACCGUCUACGAGGCAACCUCUUGGCCUCUCGGCUGGGCCCUUCCCCAUGGGGGCCGAUCGGCGCGGAGUGUUCGCCUCCACUUUUACGGCCGCACAAGUGGGAGACCCCUCGACAGCGUCGCCGGAAGUUGGCCGUUACGUGCCCGCUGUCUUCGUCCGGGUUUUCCUGUGGCAUCACCAACGGUUGAAAUCUGUCGCGUGCCCGUGUUUUACUAAAUGAUGGGCCGGUGCCAAAUUCACCGGCUCUUUUAGUGUGAAUCGAACCAUGGCCCUCCGUGCUCACCGGGUUCGGUGGUAAUGGCACCGAUCUAUAGGCUAAAACCUGACUGCCCACAACCCGAGGUUGCUGAGAAUGAGGACUGCCAGUCGACGGUCAGUAGGUGUCCCUCAGUAAUUAUUCACUGCUGCGGAGAAUCGUGGGCAACGCAAAAUAAGCGUGAUCUGUGUAUAUUGCAACUGACUCUGAAAAUAGGUGCUCGCUAACAGGCACCCGUCCUGACGGCAGUAUCAGGCUGAAUGGGUGAAGGAAUUGGCAUCUGGUGCUGCCAACCCCGAUGUAGCACUCACAUUCAGACUGGGGCCAUGUUCGCUGAUUUCGAGGCUUGCUGGGGUCAAUGAACGAAACAUAUUUCCUCUGCCCAAAUACUGAAUAAUAUUAUUAGACUAAUUAAAGACAGGUGGUCAGGUUGUUUGGGUUAUAGCCAGAGUGAAUUGACGUUUGCUUAAUCAACCAAUUUGCAUUCCCGUUCAACGUGCACAUUGACCGUUCAUUGAUGUCAGAGUUUUUUGUUUUGAUUGCCAAGCAAUUGCCAAAAUUAUUACAAUUUAUGAUUUUGGGCCAUUGCAUUAGCAUGAAGUAGGCUACCAUGAGAGCUGUGGUGAUGAUGAUUACGACUGCGUUGGUGGUUUUGGUGAUGUCACAGGGUCUUCGGUGUUUGUACUCGUGGCAGAUAAGACACUGUUGUUGACACCGGUGGUGAUGAUGAUGAUGACUCAAGGGUUUGGGUUACCCUACAAGGCCUUGCUUUAUGGUGUUUUGCGUGACUUCACAAAGAUGCGUUAAACUGUCAAGUGUUAGUUACAGACACUUGAAAUUAUAUUCAAGCACUAUAUAAAUAUAAUUUAGUUUAAAUCUGUUACCCGGAACAGCCUCCCUGAGUCUCGUAAUGACAUUUGUUUCGGGAUUUGGGGGGAGGGGGGGGUGUCUGCUUCUGGGUGCUUUGCCAAUUUUUUUUUUCUGCAAGUUUGUGUGUGGGAAGAGGCCGGAGUUCCUGGAGAAAACCCCCGCACACACACACACACGAGGAAAGAACACGCAAACAUCGGCGCACUCGUGGUGAAAUCAGGGACCUGCUGGGUGAUGUGCCCCAAUAACUCACGCUUACGGUCACAGUACUGCUCACGCUGCUCCUGUAUAAGCUAUAUAGACGUAGCAAUUAACACGCUCGUUUGUGGAGACGCUAUCCGUCGCUAAGAAACGCUGCAGCGUUAACUUCUGUAUGUUGCUACAACGUCUAGGCCCCUACCCCUGUUGGUGCUCGGCCCUGUGUAACGUUUAUAAUAAAGACUGUAACCUGGGCAUGGCUCACUGUCAAGCCCCAAUAGAGGCAAAGUACAUACACGUCCGCCAUUCUGCAGGCUUCCUUAAUAUAAGGUUGCGAUAUAUUUCUUGGACGUGAUACCGUGGUCAUAUUCCUGAUCAGCUUGGCACGCGGCUUGCUAUUGAAUGGUUCCAGUGAGUCGACUUGGUGGAUACCAGAAUAAGUUAAACAUUAAAACUGCAAUUUUUUCUGUCGUUCAAUGAAAAAUAAGAUGUUGCCUGUUGGUCUUCUCUCGGAAAGAUAGGUUUUAGGAAUGCUGACACAAUAACCACGUCUUCACGAAGGUCGUUCGUUCGGACAUUGAUGAUUCGGUCUGUCACUGAGAGCAGAAAAUCACGUUUCAGUUGUGAUUGGUGUUGAAGCAACAUUGAGCAGGUGAAAAUAAUAAAGUGAAAUUACUUUUUGGCAUUAUGAUAUUUAUGCCAUUGAAAUCACAAAUGUUCACAUUUAAGUCUGUGUACAAUACAUUGUAUAUUUGAAAAAAGCUUAAAGGAGUUAAAGUAGCAUGUGUAGAGUUCCCAAGAUGUCUAUGCAGUAGUAGAGGGGGUGUGCUCGCGUGGGCCCGGACACGUGGCUAUCGUUGAAAUAAAAUGUUACACUAAACAAUAUACACACUUCAAAAUAAAUAAAAAGAGAUUAUAAAAUA